UGCAUUUUUUAAAUCGCUCUGGUACAAUUUUUGUGUGCAGAGGUGCAUCCUGGCGUCUUUUCUUAAGUGAUAAAUAGAUUAUUUAUCUGGAAAGAUAUUGGUGCUAACAUGGCAGAGUUAAAUGGAAUAACGAAUCUUUCAAAAACUGUUUCAUUAUGGAUGUGGAUAAUGGUGACUGCGACUUGUGUAACAGCCAUAUCGUUUCGGGAGCAGCCAGAAAGUGCAACCGCCAUCGCCGGAGAAACGAUAGAACUUCACUGUGCAGUCAAUAACCAGGCUGAUCUCAAACUCUACUGGCAGAACCUCGACACCGCCUCCUACAUUAGUCUGAAUAGGAGAUUGAACCCAUACGGCCAGGUCGGCGAAGAACAAUUGAGCAGAAUCGAAAUCACAGGCGAUGUCGAUAGAGGCGAGUACCAUCUCAGAAUCACCAAUGCGUCUAAAGCUGAUGAAGGAAGGUAUGCUUGUGUGUUCUUUCUUAACUUCAACUAUUACAGUCAGGUUGCCAAAAUCAAGGUAGUUCGACCACCCGAUCGGGGCUACCCAAAAUGCGCGAUCGAUCCGAUAAGGAGGGCGAAUGUUGGGGAUAACAUCACGCUGACUUGUGAAUCGCGAGGAGGAGAUCCGCCCGCGACGUUGUCCUGGGUGAGAGGGACGACACGGUUGAUCACAAAGCGAGGGCGCCACCAUACAGGUGAUCCGAUUGUCCAUUAUUCCAUGACGCUUACAGAAGAAGAUUCGGACGUCCGAUUCACGUGCGUUGCCACCAACCCUGCCCUACAACAACCAAGUACCUGUUCGCUGACUCCACUCCGCAGCAGCCUUGGUGUUCUACUUCGACCUGUAGUCGCCAGCGUGAAGGUGGGCGAAGCCUUCACCUUUGUUUGCAUCACGGAGAGAAUACCGAACCUUGUUUACCAAUGGUACAUCAACAACGAACCCAUCGAUGGCCGGGAGCCACGAUUCACCUACAUCCGUGGCGGUCAAAGACUCCUGAUCGAGGCUGUCACCAUGGAGGACGAUUAUGCUCUAGUUAAGUGUGAGGUCACCCAGAAGGAUUACAGCUAUUCAGGUUCAGCAGUGGGUCUCCUUUGGGUACAGCCCAACGGCAUUCCUGAUGUCCUGGAGACCACAACUGAAGCACCCCGCAGGAUACCCACAACAAGCAUCGUAGCCAAGGUUCGAGCGACUACCACACCGCCAAUGGCAACAACUACAAUUGCCACAACAACAGUUUCAACCACUACAUCACCGCCAACCACAACCGUACCUACAACCAUAGCAACCACAAAAGCAAAAACGAAGACGACACGGCCUACAAUACCUGAAGUGCCACUUGUUGUCAAUGAUGGUAACAUUGUGCUUUACGAGUCUUCAUCGUCGUCGUCUGUGUCAGCUCUUUCCAGUUUCAGUUCGGUGUCGUCACUUUCGUCCGAUAACGACUUACUCGAUCCCGGAAGCGAGGCUGUGAGCCAAGUUGAAAACAUACCUGAGACCGAAACUGACGGACCUCUCGAAGCAUCUACAGCAGAAGUGACCAAGACGCUGCCUCCAAACAUGGAUAAUAAUGAUCUAACUCCGACCGAAAAUCAAGAAGAAACGAAUGCAAAUAUCGUCCAAAACGCAACUCGUCCAGUUGAAAAUUCAACAAACAAUAUUGCAGAUGCUUUUGUGACGCCCUCUACUCAAGGAACCAUCGUGGACAACGAAAUCGUUGCAGACGGCCAACAUAACACUGUUACCAUGGAGAUUGGUAGUGGUGAUGAGAUGAACAAUGCGAUAAACGAGCUGAGCAUCUACACGGAUGCUGAAAUUCGGCUGCCUAACGAAACUGGUUUCAAAACCGGACGAUUACGGGGUACUCCCAACUGGGGCUUGAUUGCGGGGUUGUUCGUCGUGUUUCUCCUGGUGGUCGUCGCGCUCAGUGCCUUAGCAGUAUUUCUCUAUCGGAAACAUGGCAAAGAGACAACAUCGACGUCAUCCACGUGAUCGUAAGGAGGAUCCGAAUGGAAGACACUAUCAAGACCUUGACAGAGGUUUAUCAGAAUUGGUAUAACUUAAAGCGUGAGGCAGUUACGCGAUGUUUUGCAGUUUAGGAUUUAAAUUUUAUACUCUGUGCUGCAGUAUUCAGGAACAACGGACAGCUGCAGUAAGAAUGAAGUUUUAUUAUCUCUUUCAGCAAUCUCUUACCGAGAUAUAUCACUAAAAACGUACCUUUAAUUGGAUAUCGUCCCAAGAAGGAUCAACAACGUUUCAAAGACUUUCGCGUGAAUCGUUCUUUUUAUUUGAGGUAUGUCAAACAUGUCAAAUGUGUAUAUUUUGGUGUAAAUAAUAUUGUACAGUGUCAUUAGUAUAUGAUUGCUCUAAAGGAUUGUAUAGUUCAAAGUACAUACUCCACAUUUAAAUAGGCCUAAUAUCGACAUUUUCGUAAAGAACUAAAUUGCCAAAAAAGUAAAUUGCCUGACCUGUUUACAAACAAGUUAUGAUAGAUUCGAUGCUCAAGGAUGAUAUAUGGUGUGUUGAAUUCCAUUUUUUAAAGGAAAGAUCAACACAUUGUAACACCUUAAUUGAUAGAUACUCAAAGAGGGGGUUAAUAGAGCAAGUGGAUAUUUUUAUUUUUAUAUGCUCAAUACAUGCAUGAGUUUUAUGAGUUAAUCAUUUAACUUGAUUUUGUACGUACAAGUAGUUCAUAAACACCCCUGGAAUACUGAUUUGUUAUAAAUAGAUCCGUGUGGACCAUAAAAUAAAAUGGGCCAUAAAAUAUGUAAGAGGUAAUAUACAAUACCCCUUGGGAAAAGUGGGGGAUACCUUUGUCAAUGAAAGUGUUAUUUAGGUAAGAGGCACCAGUCCUCGAUCCUUGCGAAGAUACCCGUACACCUUUGCUCCUACAAUAUUAUUAUUGAGUUUAUUGUACAGUCAUGAUCAUAUAUCGUUGUGAUAUACCCUGUAUAAAUUUAUAUGAAAUGAAUAUGACAUACAUGUAUUUCAUAAAUGAUAAAAUAUUCUACGUACGGCAGGAAACAGUUAGAGGAUUUCUCACAGUUAAAGAAAUUUGAGUUUGUUUAUCGAUGGGAAGGAAAAAGAUACCUAAACUAUCCUAUAUAAUCGGUCCAUGAUAUCCCUAAACCCAUCAUUAAACUAACCUCAAUAUAACCAGGGAGGUCCCUGAUACAGGUGUAUACCUAAAUCAUGGACCAUAUGACACUAGAACAUGACUUUGAGUCAGUUUUCUGAGGAGUUUGGUCAUAUGGUGACGGACAUCUUGGACACGGUCCAGUCUGCCACCUGCCCUGUCUAUCUGUUGAUAUAUUAACAGGACAA
Molecule: messenger RNA, 3321 nt
Organism: Strongylocentrotus purpuratus (purple sea urchin)
Lineage: Eukaryota; Metazoa; Echinodermata; Echinoidea; Camarodonta; Strongylocentrotidae
Product: kin of IRRE-like protein 1
Exons: 1
Coding region: 109-1989 (626 amino acids)
Source: RefSeq, a predicted model, not a curated record